AUGAUUCAAUAGUCUAUUUUAGAAAACAAUAAAUCUAUUUUUUAAAAUAGAGCCAAGUAUAUUCUUAUUGUUAUACAUUCAGGAUUGAACAUUCUUCAAUAUUCUAUAUGCUUGAGUUUGCUAAAUACCUUAGUUGGAGAUUUACCUCAAAUAUUAGAUUGGAGUAAUGAAAACAAAAGCUUUUUAACAGGGUUGGUCAAUUCAUCAAAUACAGCUGGUGCAGCAAUGGGAAGUAUCAGUUCUGGAUAUUUUAGCGCUAGCUAUGGAAGAAGAAAUAUGUUUAUAUUUGGAGAUUUAAUGUGCAUUUUUGGCUCAGCAAUCGGUUUAAUAUAAAAUACAUACUCAUUUAUUUUAGGAAGAUUCAUAUGUGGAGUUGGAAUGGGAGUGUUAGUAAAUUUAGUAACUUUGUUUGUUAUGGAAUGGACUCAUUACAAAUAUAGAGGAUAUGCAGGAGCGCCUAUGGUUUGCUUUACUCCAUUAGGAAUGAUAAUAUCUAGUUUAGUGGGGCUAGGAAUAAAAGACGGUGGGUAGAAUUAUUGGAGGAUUAUGGUUUCUUUCCCUGGCAUACUAAGCUUGAUUCAUAUUUUGGGAUAUAUUUUUAUGAUUAAAUCUGAUUCACCUUUUCAGAUAUUUCAAAAACAUAGAGAUUCCCAUCGAGCAUUAUCGUCUUUAAACACAAUUUAUAACAGUGAAACUAGUGAAGAUAUUUUAAAUAAAAUUAUCGAAUCGAUUGAGUCAAGAGAAUAAAAAAACGAUAGCAAAAAAUUACUUACUAUUUCUGAAAUGUUUAGCAUAAAAAGUUAUAGGAUUAGAAUGAUUGUGUGUGCUUUAUGCGCUUUAAGUGUAAAUUUUUCUGGAUACUUUAUAAUAUCUAUUUACACAAAUAAAAUAAUUACAAAUAACAAUAGCAAUGAUAAUAAUCAAGCAACGUUAUUUUCAAUUUACACUAAUAUUGCUGAAUUAAUUUCUGUAGCUGCUGCAACAAUAUAUGUAGAAAGAAUAGGUAGAAAAUUUAUAUUUUUAUCAGGUAUUUUGUUUGCAAUGAUUAUGCUCAUAAUUAUUGGCUUUUUAGCUUAAUAUAGCUAUGAUUAAUAUAUUCCUUAUAUUCUAAUUUUUUUUAAAAUUGGAUUUGGGACUACUAUUUCACCACUUUAUCCAAUAAUAAUUUCUGAAACAAUAGUUGAUAUAGGCUAUAUCAUUAACAGUUUAAUCUUUUGGACAAUAAAUACUUCUAUUGUUUAAACAUAUCCAAUCCUAAUAGAAACUUAACUAGGAUUUUAAGGUAUUUUUUGGCUUUUUUCUGGAAUAUUAAUGAUUUGUUUCAUAAGUCUAUUUGUUUUGAUGAAGGAAACAAAAGGUUUGACUUUGAAAGAAAUACAUUUUCUUUAUAGACAAAGUAAUAACUCAAAUUUAUAAUCAGGAUACAGUGAUAGCAUUGUGUGUGAUAAAUAAAUUCUAAUUGACAAAGAAGAUGAUAGAAAUUUAGAAAAUUAAAAUUGA
Molecule: messenger RNA, 1500 nt
Organism: Tetrahymena thermophila SB210
Lineage: Eukaryota; Ciliophora; Oligohymenophorea; Hymenostomatida; Tetrahymenidae
Product: MFS transporter
Exons: 3
Biological process (GO): transmembrane transport; carbohydrate transport
Cellular component (GO): membrane
Molecular function (GO): carbohydrate:proton symporter activity
Source: RefSeq, a predicted model, not a curated record